Molecule: messenger RNA, 6484 nt
Organism: Hypomesus transpacificus
Lineage: Eukaryota; Metazoa; Chordata; Actinopteri; Osmeriformes; Osmeridae
Gene: ammecr1
Product: AMMECR nuclear protein 1
Exons: 6
Coding region: 1006-1980 (324 amino acids)
Source: RefSeq, a predicted model, not a curated record
ACAGAGGCAUGCUAGCCGCUGAGUCGAGUGCGGAGCGAGGGUUGGACAAGCCCGGAGGAUUCCAACGGAUGGAACAGAAUGCUCUUUUAACAUGUAUCCCAAUAAACGGAUGACAACUUGCAACGUUUACUGCAAACUUUCAGCGCUAGAAUAUAUGACGCUGGAUCAUUCGAUUUGACUAGAAUAGACCUUCUGUUAGGCUAUGCAGGUGUAGUCUGAUCAGCAGCGAGUGCGCUGAAAUGACUUGGACAGUCCUGACGCUGUUUGACUCUAACUGCAUUGCCUAAUGCCAUUUUACUCAGCGUUGACUUGACGUUUGGAACUCCAAUAUAGAAGCUGCUGUCAAGCUAAUAGGUCGGAUGAAAGUAGUCGACAGCUGGUGUAAAGUAAAGCUAACGUUACACUAUCCGAGGCGUAACGUUAAUGUACUGUUCCUGUUGAAGCAUAUGGGUGCUGCGUACUCAAGCUCUCGACUCCCACACAAAAAGGAUUGUCGUUGUGCUGCGGGGGGGUUCAGUGCAGUACGUAUCUGACAGCUUCACAUCUGGACUGCCUGGAUAGCUGUCUAGCAAAAAAAACUGUCGCCUUGGUGGGUAGUGCCGUGAAUGGGAUUCUGCACUAAACAAAGACUGCUUGAGAUGGCUUCCUUCGAUGGGUAGCUAUACAGCUUGCUAGCCAUCGUGUUCCUAAGAAAGGGCCUGUAUCUUGAUCAAAUAGUCUAGCUAGCACUAGCUUUAUAGCUACCGUUAACUUGACCGUCGAACCGUUUAAUUUGGUUCACCACAUCUGGCUGUAAAGGAAAUCACCCAUUGCUAAGACAUUUUGCUACGUGAGGUUGCGUAUAGGUGCAACUAGCUAGGGUGACAUUGCAGUCUCUCUUUACAAUUUGAUAUUACGUCGUCCGAUAUAAAAGUGAAAGUGGAGCAUUGUCCGUCAUACGUAUUAACGCAGUGGGAUUUCUACGUCUGGUCGCCGUUCCCCCCCACCCUCCCCGCGGUGACGGUGAUGGGUCGGAAGCGGUGUGUCGGUGCAGAUUGUUCCAAGAUGGCGGCCGGGUGCUGCGGGGUGAAGAAGCAGAAGCUGUCGGGAUCCCCCGGGUCGGGGGGUCCUGGCGGGGUGGGGGCUGGAAACGGGUUGGCAGGGACCGGACAUUGUGGAUCGGACUUGGGGAUUGGUUCCUCGUCGACUGUUGCGGCGGGGAACGUGAACCGAGUGAACGGCCUGGGAGGUCCUGGAGGUAGUAGUAGUAGCACCAACGCAUUGUCCCCUACACCGGGAGGCUACAACUCAACUGGCCUCUCCCCGAAUCUCAGCCCUGGAUCUGGUUCGGGAAGUGGAGGCAGGAAGAUGGUUGUCUCGGCGGAGAUGUGCUGCUUCUGUUUCGACGUGCUUUAUUGCCAUCUGUAUGGAUACCAACCUCCCAGAACACCCAGGUUUACAAACGAUCCCUACCCCCUGUUUGUCACAUGGAAGAUAGGCAGAGACAAGCGGUUGAGGGGUUGCAUAGGUACCUUUUCUGCCAUGAACCUCCACUCAGGACUCAGGGAGUACACCCUAACCAGUGCCCUUAAAGACAGCCGCUUCCCCCCCAUGUCGAGGGACGAGCUGCCUCGCCUGCUCUGCUCAGUGUCUCUGCUCACCAACUUCGAGGACGUCGGCGAUUACCUUGACUGGGAGGUGGGUGUUCAUGGCAUUAGGAUAGAAUUUUUCAAUGAAAAAGGAUCAAAGCGCACAGCCACCUACCUUCCAGAGGUGGCUAAGGAGCAAGGAUGGGACCAUAUACAGACCAUAGAUUCCUUACUACGAAAAGGAGGCUACAAGGCCCCCAUCACAAACGACUUCAGGAAGACCAUUAAGUUGACCAGGUACCGGAGUGAGAAGGUGACAAUGAGCUAUGCUGAGUACAUCGCCCAUCGCCAGCACCAUCACUACCAGAACGGCAUGACCCACCCUCUACCACCCUACAACCAUUAUUCCUGACAGCGAGCCGCAUGACCAAUCACUGGACCUCUCCGCGGGCCUGUUCCCUGGAGAGCCCGCCCCAUCUUGGUCUAGUUAUCUCUACUACUGUACCAUUUUAUGAUGAUAGUUUCCGUUGCCAUGCUGACAGUCUCCCAGAUGUUGACAUGGCAACGGGUGGCAAAUAAGCAUCAUUUGAUAAUGUUUGGAAAAACAAAAACGAUAUAUAUAUAAAAAAUAACCCUUUUUUUUGCCUCCAAUUGAUUUAGUUUUUGCAGCAUAUAUCUAUAACACCCCUUUUUAUUCAUAUUUUUUGAAAUUCACAAAAAAACAAAAAAAGAUCUUCUUAACUUUUUUUUCAACAAUCCUAAUCAGGUUUUUGAUUCUGUGGAUGGAAGCAAGUCAUAAAUGUAUGGUGAAUUAAUUAUUCUGUUAUUUUGUGUUAUAUUAUAGCGUAGGCUUUGCUAGUUUUCUUCUCCUAGGGAAACAGGCUAUUUUUCUUCUGUUUUUAUCAUUUCUUCAUAGCCGGAUUGGCAUUGUGUGUAUCAUGUAGCAAGCCAACAACAUAAGGCUGAAUCUUUUCCUUUACUUUUGGGAUUCCUCUCCAAAAAUGAUUGACUGUGAGGAUUGUUUUUGGCCUUGAAAACCUUUUUAGUGAAGUAGUUGAACUAGCCGCUGGGAGCCGUAUGCUCCCAGAUGUAGAUUGUAGGGUAGUGAUGACACAAUGUCUUUGUCAUCGUGUUUGCUUUUUUCUGUGUGUGGUUAGGAAUUUGUAGAAAUCGGGACUGGAGUUUGAAACCGCUAGAUUAAAUUAGAAAUUGGAUCAUGCCAAAAUCUUCCCCAUGAUGUCUGGAGGCGAUGGUAAGAGGCCUCAGGUGGGUCAUGGAGUCAUAUUAGGUGGGAAGUCUGAAACCUGAACUAAGGGUUUUUGACAUAGCAUGUUGUUGUCGCUAGCGGUCUCUUUCAAACUGGUGGGGGCGGGGUGGGGGUGUGUGGUCAUGUUGUGUCGUCCUGUCUUUGUGUGAGAGUAGGGGAGAGGGGGGGAGGAAGUAUUGAGGUUAGUGAUGGACAUGCUACAAUUUAAACUAAAAGCCAUAUUCUCUAUUUAAUGCAUGCUUUGUAUACGUGGUGUGUUGAUAGGCUUGAGGUGCUCUCCCCACACAUGUCAAGACGGUAGCCUCGGGGUGUAUUUGGACGUGGGUUUUUGGUUGACCUUCAGAUUUUCUCUGGUGCUGUCUGAUGCUCAGAUGGCCCCCCCCAUACCUCCUCCUAUUCACCGGUGUCCUCCACCACCUGCGCUGGUCACCACGAUACCAGCUGCCGCUCAACGAUGGCGGCGUCGUUGUUUACAUCGGCAUGACGACAUACCCUCACCGGAUGUUGCUAUUGUUCUACGCAUUCGAGGGCUCCCUAGCUUGUGGAAAUUCACCUGUUCUCUGUGCCGCGCUACUGGUUGAGGCGUUGUCAAAGACCCAUUGUGGUGUGGCUGUAUGCUCCGGUAGAAGCAGUUGAAUACCUCGCAGUUUUGUGAUCUGUCGGCAGUUCACCCCCUCCAGAAAUGAAUUGGUUGGAGAGAAUACAGAGGAGCUGCUGUUAUCAUUUGAACAGGAUCGUUUCAGAGCCAGGCUUUCUAAGGACCUGUCAAGCCGUUCUCUGACGAUCAUCUUUGAUUUAGCGUGAGUUGCAUCCACACACUGUAGGUUAGUUUGUAGUCCAGUGUUGUUGAAGAUCACCGGCUGAUCAAAUCCAUCCCAUUUAGGUUGACGUUUUGUGCUCGUACUCGACAGAGAUCUUUCCCGGAACAGCCUUUAUUAAUGGGCCGGUUAUUUUUCUUUUCAUAUGCAAACGUUAAGGGCUUCUGGCACUCCAUCCACAGUAACCCGAAAUGACCCAGAUCUCAGUUGUGUUGCCUUAAUAAAUGAUUUAAUAAAUGACGGACCAGUAAAUUGAGCUUUCGACUGUUCCUAAGUGUUGUCCUACCCAACCAGAACAUACAGAUCAGUGAACAGCCCAGUUAAUACAGUUACCUUCUAAACCUUCAAAACCAGGAAGAACCAAAUACAGGAAGGUAUAUGUUCAUAUCCUUUUGACCUUCCUAGUGAAGUGGACGAACCAACUAUCACCGGAUGUUUGAUCCUGGAGGUGUUCUGUUCUGGUAAUAUUUGCUCAGCUCUCUGGGCGUCGCCUGGUGUUCAGACCUUGCUAAAAGGAUUAAAAUCAUGUAUAAUAAUACAUGUUUAUACCGUUAACGAGUGUCCCUGGACAAACCUUACCCUUCAACAGCCAGGAAGUGGACCAACAUGUACCGGAAACCCCUGCUCACUUAUUUUUGUCAAAUAAGCCCCCCCACCCACCUUCAAAGUAAUAGUUUUCUCUCUAAGUUGAAACAGUCAAGCACUCAUUUACUGGUCUAUCAAAUACAGCACAACCUGCUUUUCCUGCUGCAAAACCAAAUUGUCAACACUUCGUUUUCCGUUACAUGUAUAGCUACACAUAUGCAAUGUGUUUUGUUGCAUGUGUGUACGUGUACAAGACCUAUGGUUCAAUCCAUGACAUGCUUGAUCAACGGCUCACAAACUAUUCGUAAUCUUUUAAGAGAUAAAAAUACAUAAAUGGUGCUAUCAGACCUCUAGUUGGGGCGGUCACAGGUACUGUGACUAGUCAUGCGGACCCAUCUAUCAUAUCGACUUAUUAUCCUUGAUAUAUGCAGAUCUGUGUGAACAGGUGUUUUUUUCCUACCAUUGUGGGUUGUAACUUGUGCAAGUGUGAAAGGACAGGAAGUCAAUGAUUUAACAUCCCUUCUCCCCUUAUUUGCCUCAUGGCCUGGAGGGCCAGAGCUGCAGUACGUCAUCUGGUAGGUAGUAGCAUCAUGGAGGGGGUUCUUUCCCAGGCUGGUGUGGCCCCUUGGAAGCUCACAGACAGAGAGCAAAACAGUCAUGUUUCCCUUACACUCAUCCUAUACCAAGUCCAUUUGAUCUGACCUGUAAUUUAACCAUCUGAACAGAGUUAUUGUUUUUACCAGUUGUGAGAAUGUUAUAAUACGGAAACAAAAUGUGCCCUUUCGGUCUAAAGAACAUUUAUGCCCCAGCAAUCAUUACCAUCAUGAAUCUUGAAACAAGGAGGGUUUUAGUGUAAAGGUAUUCUAUAGUGACAGUUGGGAUUUGGUUCCAUACCAGUUUAGGAUUAUUAGGCCCAGCAUUCACUGUGUCCAUGCAUGUAUUUUCGUGGAAUGCCCACCCUCAAUUACCUUUGUAUGUUUGAACCAACCAAAGAUGCCUCCGGCCAUUUCUAAAUGCUGCUGUUCAGGCCUGGCUUCCUGUCCUUUCAAAAACAACCUACCACAAGUCAACAUGUCUCUCCCCCCCCCCCCCCCCCCCCCGUAUGUUUCUUUCUCUUAUGUUUUUUUCUUUUUUUUGUACAAUUCCUAACCUGUAUUUUAAUUUCUUAAGCGACCUGUUGUAUUAUGAGUUGAUUCUCUCUGUGAUGCCUUACUAGGCAUCAAGGACAAUACAAUUACAUGGUUGCAUAUCUAGUUUGUUUUAUUGUCACUUGUUUUCUUUAUUGUUGUUAUUAUUAUUAUGAUUAUUAUUGUAAUGUUACAAAAAAAGGAAAUCCCAUAGCGUGCCUCCUAGAUUUAUGGGUUUUUAAAUGUUUUUCCUGAAGACCAGCAGUUAUACUUUAUAUAAAAGAUGAGUUUUUCCCUUGUUUUUUAUGCCAUCUAAAGAUGAAAAGCCUGUUUUCUUUACUCUGGACCCAGUAGCUGCACUGGUAUACAAUCGCACUGAUAGAUAAAAAAUAAAUACGUAUAAAAAUUAAAACUGAAUCAAGUAAUCAAUAAUAAUAAUGAUAAUAAUGACAAAUGAAAUAAGUACUAUGAAAAACUUGUUUGGAACUUUUGUAGAAAAUGUACUUCAUGGAAAGAAAAAAAAAAAAAAAAGAAAGUACAAAAAAAAAAAAUAUGGAAAGAAAUGUCUGUUUUUGUAAAAUCAAAAUCAAUUCUUUUCAAGAAAUAUUUUGGAUCUAGUUUUUAAAUUAUUUGAGUGGUUUUCUAUGUAGGGAGGUGUUCUGCUGUGGCACUGUGCAGAGGGAUGGUCUCUGGUGAGGUAUCAUGUACCUGGAGUAGUCCCUCACAGCAAGUUUUUAUUUCUUUUCAUUUCUCUCCCUCUGCUUUAGGAACUUGAAAAAAAAAAAAAACGUUGAUGGAAUAAUACGAACUGGGAAAUAAAAAUGAAAAAAAUCCCUGUAGAGUUAGAUCCUUCCUUCCCAUUGAAUUGCUGUUUAGUGUGAUGAGACUUGGGCAUUUAUGAUUAGUAUGGCUAAAAAAUAAAACGGGAGAAAAAAAAUGAAAAAAGUUAAAACAACAAAAAUUAAAUGAAGUGUGGGAUGGGAGAAAAAAAAUCAUAUAUAUAAAUAUAUAUAUAGAUGGGUGGGUAUGUGAGGAGGUGGAGAUAAUGUAGUUUUAAACAUUGUUAUUACCUUUUAAAAUCAUUUAUCCAAUAAAAAAAUACAAAAACAUUUGAAAAGA